AUGUCUGUUAUUGAGAUUGGAGGAUUUGGUAAGGUAUAUAAGGGGUUCAUCGAUAACGGUGCUACAGUUGUUGCCAUAAAGAGGUUGAAAGCAAAGUCCAAUCAAGGUGCAGAGGAGUUUUGGAAUGGGGUCAAGAUGUUGUCUAACCUCCGACACACUCAUCCUGUUGCUCUGAUCGGUCAAUGCAACGACUGCCAAGAAAUGAUCCUUGUUUACGAAUAUAUGGCUCGUGGGACCCUAGCCGAUCAUCUCUAUAAAACAAGUAGAAACCAAACUGAAAUUAGUACUUUUCAUCUCACAUGGGAGCGGAGGCUCAACAUUUGCAUCGGUGCAGCACGAGGGUUAGACUACCUUCAUAUUCGUACCGAUCAAAGUUUCAUACACCGAAAUGUGAAGACCACAAACAUUCUGUUGGAUGUGAAUUGGGUAGCCAAGAUUUCAGAUUUUGGGAUGUCCAAAAGCACUACAAGCAAUUCAGCAACCCAUGUUAGUACGAGAGUCAAAGGUACAUUUGGGUAUUUAGAUCCAGAUUAUUUCUAUACCCACAGACUAACCAAGAAAUCUGAUGUGUAUGCCUUUGGUGUGGUGUUCUUGGAAGUGCUCUGUGGGAGGCCGCCUGUGGAUGAAAGACUCGAGGAGGACGAAAUUAGUUUAACCCUUUGGGCUCAACAAUGCAUUAAAAAGGGAAAUGUUGAUCGAAUCAUUGAUCCCUCAUUGAGUGGACAAAUAACACCACAGAGUCUAAAGUACUUUGUAGAAGUUGCCUACAAUUGUUUACAUAAUCGUCCAAAGGAAAGGCCUACAAUGGCUGAAGUGGUGGGGACUCUUGAUCUCGCAUUGGUGUCACAACAUAAAGGAAGAACAGAAGGAAUAAUUGGAAAGGUAUUUAAGGGUAUUGCAAUUAUGUCAAAAGGUAUGAAUCAUUGGUGGAGGGAGAGAAAGGAAGACAGUUCUCAGAGUGGACUGUCAGAGGAUUUGUUUUGGGAACCACUUCCAGAUGGUUUUACCUGAUCACACCGUCAUUUCUCACUUGAUGAGAUUCGAGUGGCUACAAAUGAUUUCAAUGAGGGACUUUUGAUCGGAAAUGAUAUGUUUAAGAAUGUGUACAAAGGUUGCGUGG
Molecule: messenger RNA, 1120 nt
Organism: Camellia sinensis
Lineage: Eukaryota; Viridiplantae; Streptophyta; Magnoliopsida; Ericales; Theaceae
Source: RefSeq, a predicted model, not a curated record